CUCAAAUAUUACCCAUUCAUGUUCAUUGAAGUCUGGUAGACAUAAUUAACUUGCUUGUGACUUGUUAAUAACUGUAGUAACCAAAAUGAGUACAUUGGCCUCAGGACAAAAGUGAACCACCUCUAGAAGGUCGGUUGCCUGAUGCCACUAAAGAUUCGAACUAUCAAAGGGACGUUUUUGGCCAAAUGGGGCUUGGUGAUAAAGAUAUUGUUGCUCUAUCUGGUGGCCACAUUCUGAAGCAUUCUAGUUUUGAGGGACCUUGGACUACAAAUCCUCUCAUCUUUGAUAACUCCUACUUCUAUGGAGACAAGGAAGGUCUUAUCCAGCUUCCAUCAGACAAAGCUCUUCUGGAGGAUCCAGUAUUCCGCCCUCUAGUUGAGAAAUAUGCUGCAGAUGAGGAUGCCUUUUUUGCAGACUAUGCUAAAGCCCAUUUGCAGCUCUCAGAGAUCGGAUUUGCGGAGGAUUAGCGAGGGCUCGAAGGUCAACUAGUUCUUGCCAUCAGGUAUCAGGAGACUAUUACCAUCUUCCCCAUAUAAGGUUUUGGCGAUGGCUGUCAUGUUGUUUUGAGUGAGAUUUAUAUGUCUUGCAAUAUAUAGUGAUGUACUUGUCCAUAGCUGUCACAGUCAAAAUUGAUAUCCUACAUGUAUAGUCUAUAUUUGAACUUUGG
Molecule: messenger RNA, 667 nt
Organism: Ilex paraguariensis (yerba mate)
Lineage: Eukaryota; Viridiplantae; Streptophyta; Magnoliopsida; Aquifoliales; Aquifoliaceae
Source: the annotation of a GenBank genome assembly